GAAUUAUAUUGUAAGCCACCGGCCAUGCUUUUUUCUUCUUCUUCUUCUUCCUUUAUACUUCUAUUUCUUCAAUUCUUUGAUAUAACCUAACCUUCUAUGUCUAUGGCAAUUCAAUAUUCAUAUUUAGGUUGGAGCUUCAAGAUAUCCAUGAUGAAAGAGCUUGUUUUGUGUCUUCUUGUGUUAUUGACUAAUGCAAGUUCUUCGUAUGCUCGUUUAUUAUUGAACACAACCCAAGAAGAAGUCGUCGAAUUUAGAGAGCAACAUAGAAGAGCCAUGCUUGCUAAUGGACUUGGCCGGACACCCCCGAUGGGGUGGAAUAGCUGGAACCAUUUCCAAUGUGAUAUUACUGAGGACUUGAUCAAAGAAACAGCUGAUGCUAUGGUGUCAACAGGCCUUGCUGAUCUAGGUUAUCAAUAUAUUAACCUAGAUGAUUGUUGGGGUGAACUUAAUCGAGAUUCAAAGGGUAAUUUGGUUGCCAAAUCAUCAACAUUCCCUUCAGGAAUUAAGGCUCUUGCUGAUUAUGUACAUAGCAAAGGUCUAAAGUUAGGGAUCUAUUCUGAUGCAGGAAAUCUAACAUGCAGUAAAAAAAUGCCUGGAUCACUAGGGUAUGAAGAUCAAGAUGCAAAAACAUUUGCUUCCUGGGGAGUUGAUUAUUUGAAGUAUGAUAAUUGUGAUAAUAAUAAUAUAGACCCUAAAGAAAGGUACCCGCGAAUGAGUGAAGCUUUACUAAACUCGGGAAGGCCAAUCUUCUUCUCUUUGUGUGAAUGGGGAUCAGAAGACCCGGCAAUAUGGGGAAAAAGUGUAGGAAAUAGUUGGAGAACAACAGGAGAUAUUGAAGAUAAAUGGGAGAGUAUGACAACUCGCGCAGAUCAAAAUAACAAAUGGGCUUCUUACGCUGGACCUGGAGGUUGGAAUGAUCCUGAUAUGCUUGAAAUUGGAAAUGGAGGCAUGACAACAGAAGAAUAUCGUGCCCAUUUCAGCAUAUGGGCAUUAGCUAAGGCUCCUUUAUUGAUUGGUUGUGACAUUCGAGCACUGGAUGACACCACAAAGGAACUACUAAGCAACUCAGAAGUAAUUGCAGUAAACCAAGACAAACUAGGAGUUCAAGGGAAGAAGGUGAAAAGUAAUGAUGAUUUGGAGGUUUGGGCAAGUCCUCUCAGUGGUAACAGGCUAGCAGUCGUUUUAUGGAAUAGGAGUUCAUCGAAAGCAAUGGUAACUGCAGCUUGGUCUGACCUAGAUUUGGAACCAGGAACUUCGGUUGAUGUAAGAGAUUUAUGGCUGCAUUCAACACAAUCAUCAGUUUCAGGAGACAUAUCUGCUGAAUUAGAAUCACAUGCUUGUAAGAUGUAUAUCCUGACGCCCAUCUAAGUUCUCAAUAUAUUGAGAGGCAAUCUACAAUAUAGAAUGUUUAGUGGAUAUCCACAUAGUUGAAAUGUUCAUCCAUUCUUGAUAGAGAUUCAAAUUCACUAAUGUACUUAUCAGUGUUUCAGUCACUAUGUUUUUUUUAUGGCUCAAGUAAAUCAUUCGAUCCUUAUGAGA
Messenger RNA from Trifolium pratense (red clover), 1539 nucleotides. Its product is annotated as alpha-galactosidase-like. The transcript has 15 exons. Gene Ontology annotation, biological process: carbohydrate metabolic process. Gene Ontology annotation, molecular function: hydrolase activity, hydrolyzing O-glycosyl compounds. The record is from RefSeq and is a predicted model, not a curated record. Bases 97 to 1368 code for a protein of 423 amino acids. NCBI's taxonomy places the organism in Eukaryota, Viridiplantae, Streptophyta, Magnoliopsida, Fabales, Fabaceae.